AGGGGUAAAACCGUAACAAGGGCAACAGAACUUUCAGUUCGUAACAGACAGCUGCUUACGAAGAGAGGCAACAACUAACCCUUUUCUCUCUCUUAAAGGUCUGAAACAAAAAAACUAAAUCAAUUUCUUCGAUGCUUUAAGGAUGGACGCCGACGAGAGAUUAACGGCUUUGAAGAAGGCGUAUGCGGAUAUUAUACUGAAUACGGCGAAAGAAGCAGCGGCGAGGAUUAUGGUGUCGGAACGGAAAGCUCUUCGGUUCGAGUACGAGCUGAAAAACGCUAAAGAAGACGCGCUUCAGAUGCUUCUGAGACUCAAACAGAUGAUGGAUUCCAAGGCUAAUGAAGCUGCAGUGGCAUCAUGCACACAACAAAAGAAAAUUGAAGAACUGGAAGCACAACUUCAGGAAGCUGAAGACAUUGUGAAAGACCUGAGGGAAGAGUUGAGAGCAGUUGAAGCAGAACUUGAGAGGUUCCCAAGAAGCAAACAAGUAAAGCAUCAUGUACAAGUAGACAAUGCAUCAAUUCCUGAACCCCCUGUUACCGAAGUACAACCCAAUUCAAAAAGCCAGAGACUUUAUAAUUCUUUAUUUCCUUUAAAGAAAUCUUUAAUCAGCAACAGGGAUUUACCUUCUAUAAUCUUGAGAAGCAAAGAAACCGAAUUGUAUAGAAACGGGUGUACUCAAAGAAUCCGAGCAUGCGAACGGACCCCACCAGAAAUAGAUGACACAAAGCCCGAGUCAAUUGUCAAAGAGGAUGAAGUAGUUGAUAAAUUACAUAUAACACCCUCUGUGGAGGAGAAAGAAGUAGUAAAGGAGAUGGAUCUAACGGCUGGUAAUUCAUGUUUGACUUCUCAAACUUCAGUCAAACUUUUAGAGGAAAACUCUGAUAAAGAUUUAGUAAGAACAUGUAAUGGUGAAAGCAGAAUUACAGAGAAAGAUGGAAUAAUGCCACAGAAGAGCACAGAAAUGGAGGUUGAGCCACCAUUAAAGAGUUCAGAAACAAAGGUUCCAAGUCAACCGUUGACUGAUAGAGUUAUCAAGUACACGUUUCAGAGGAAGAGGAAAAGAGGGGCUUUGAUUAAUGGAAGUGGUUCUAGUGAAAGGAGUGAGGAGGGGUCUGAAAAGGCAAACUUACAACAUCAGCAACUUGCUGUAACUCAGCUUGAGAAAGCAAGAUUAUUGAAGCUUGAGGAAGAAAGAUAUUUGAGCUGCUUUAUGCCCCAAAAAAAUGGUGGUGAUAUAACAACAGAUGGUGGAAUUAAAGACAAUCUUACAAUCAUAAAAGGCUUAUAACUUUACUCAACUUGUGUCUAUCAAGUUUAUAUGCUUCAAUUCUCUUCGGCUUAAUAUUGUUCUUAAUUUUACUUUUUAGCCCCUGUACAAUCUGUAGUCUAUGCAGUGUUCUUCACUGCUUGAGAAUUUUCACCUUUAGUGUUCUGAAUGAUGAAUGUUCUUUGCAUAGUUUUGGUUCUUUGGGUUCAACUAUUGUAUCAUGUUAUCUUGUUCAAAAGGGAACGUUUGAUCAUCUCAUUUCUUGUUUAAACUGGAAGGCUAUGACUUAUGAUCA
Messenger RNA from Lactuca sativa (garden lettuce), 1565 nucleotides. RefSeq lists its product as uncharacterized. Lineage: Eukaryota; Viridiplantae; Streptophyta; Magnoliopsida; Asterales; Asteraceae. The record is from RefSeq and is a predicted model, not a curated record.